Messenger RNA from Ceratitis capitata (Mediterranean fruit fly), 1776 nucleotides. RefSeq names its product protein FAM49B. Bases 432 to 1406 code for a protein of 324 amino acids. Lineage: Eukaryota; Metazoa; Arthropoda; Insecta; Diptera; Tephritidae. The record is from RefSeq and is a predicted model, not a curated record. The transcript is spliced from 5 exons. Gene Ontology annotation, biological process: regulation of actin filament polymerization. Gene Ontology annotation, molecular function: small GTPase binding.
UUUAGUUAAUAUUUCACAGCGAAUCGAUUUGGUUGAUUAUUUUUCUAUUAGUAAAAUCGUGUGCUAGCGAGUGAACCAUAUGUGAAUAUAGUAAAUAAAAAAAUAAAGUAUUGCUAUUACAGAUUUAUACAUACAUAUUAUGAUUUAGGUAUGGAGAUUUGUUGUCGAAAAUGAGUUUUUAUCAAUGUAUAACAAAAGUGUUGGUGAAUUGGCAAGGGUAUUGGCGUGCAUGAAAUGAUAAGAAUAUGGAGGGAGUUGUUUACGACCGAGAAAAUGCGAAAUUCCAGUAAUGCGUCAAAAUUAAACAAUUCAAGCUAUUUUGCAGUGAUAAGGAGAGACAAACAAUAUAAGAAAUAAACAAAAAUUCAAAAAACACGUAAACGCUGUUUGUAUAUAAAAAGUCGUCUGCGCCAACUAAUCAGCCGAAGAAAAUGGGAAAACUAUUAAGUUUAUUGGCACGAGAUGAUUCAAAUUGUUGCGCAGCAAAAUCCUACGACGUUUUCCUAGACUUCGAAAAUGCUGCGCCGACAGAUACUGAGCGUGAGGUUUUUGAAGAAGUGGAACGCGUACUAAAAGAAUCAGAAAUUGUACUGGAGGAAAUCCAAGUCUAUAAGGGUGCUGGUAAAGAAAUACGAGAGGCUAUUGCUGAUCCUUCACCAAAAUGUCAGGAGAAAGCAUGGGAUGCCGUUUUGCCGCUGGUGAAGAAAUUAAGACGCUGUUAUGAACAUUCCUUAGAGCUGGAAAAAAUGGUUCCGAAAUUAUUAGGUCAACUGGUUGGUGGGAAGCUCAAUCCCACACAACAUCUGGAGACACAGCAAGCAUUGGUCAAACAAUUGGCCGAAAUUUUGGAGUUUGUACUGAAAUUCGAUGAGUAUAAAAUGAAAACACCCGCAAUACAAAACGAUUUCAGUUACUAUCGACGUAUUGUCAGUCGACAACGCAUCGAUCAAACUAAUAACAUGUUAGUGAGUACAGAAUUGGCGAACCGCAUGUCCUUAUUCUACGCACACGCUACGCCCAUGCUCAAAGUUCUUAGCGAGGCGACUUCGAAAUUUGUUAACGAUAACGCCGAUGAUGUUGAAAACACCACUGAGACACUUGGCACAAUGGCGAAAGUUUGCCUACGAAUGCUCGAGAAUCCUAAAUUGCUGCAGCAAAUCGAACGAGAGGAGACCCAUCUACUUGUGUUGCGCGUUAUGGUUGGUCUCGUCAUCUUGUAUGAUCACGUACAUCCAGUGGGAGCAUUCGCACGCGGCUCGCAUGUAGACGUCAAAGGAUGUGUCCGCUUGCUACUAGCUCAGCCCGCCAUAAAAGCCGAACCUUUGCUGAAUGCACUGCGUUAUACGACGAAGCACCUGAACGAGGAUAAUACACCGAAGAACAUACGCAAUUUAUUGGCAGCAUAAUAGUAAAAGCAGUGGCUCGUAUCUGCACAGGAGAAAACUGCCAUCAACACUGCUAUCUCUUUUCAAUCAAAGUCACUACCAAUACCAUGCAAAAAUUGAUCACCAGCAAAUAAAAAAAGCAAACCAAUGAAUGACCUUAAUAUAAAUUUAGCGAAAAUGCAUGGAAUCGUUUUUUUUUUACAUAUUAGCAUACAUAUACACAAACUAAUUCUAAGUAACUAAAAUAUUGCAGUUUAAAUAUAAAGUAGAGAAUCGCCGCAAGGAAUACAAAUACAUACUAGUAUAUCGGAAGGUAAAGAGUAUUGAUGUAAAGAAGGCGUAAGCAUUUUUAUGAGCCAUUUUAUAAUAUACAAAAACAAAAGCAUACAAA